CACAAGUGUUUAUAUUUAUACAGUGUAAAAUUAAAAAAAUCUUUUCAAAAUUCAAAAACUAUGGCAUUAAAUUAUAAUGCCAAAUAGGUAAAAAUACUGAAAGCACCAGUGGUAAAACGUAACUCUUCUUUGUUAUAAAAAGAGACUACAAAGUGCCCUUACCACGAAAGAAAUUAAUGCUUGCAACAGCAUAUUUUUUAAAGGUUAAAAGUUAAAGAAAAAAAACAAUAAUUUGACCAGACACCUGCUUUUCUGAAAAAAUUAAAGAGAAUUCUACAAAAAUGUCUGAUGCAGCAUAUAAUAAAAAGAUGGAAGAGUUACAGAGGUUUAUUCCAUUCUUGGAAAAACUAAUAGAACAGCUUAAAACAGAUCCAAAUAAAAAGUUUCAACUUAGCAAAAUGGAAUCUUUAUAUACUAUGAUUACAGUUAAAAAAGUAAAGUUCGAGACCUUAAGUAAAUGUAAAGAUGUUAUCUCAAAAAUCUACAACAAAAUGAAUCCCCAACCUAUUGAAUCAGAUAAGGACACUAAUAGGAUGAUCAGCUGUAGCUCCUCAGAUAAUUCCACAGCUUUGGCAUCAUCAGAAAGAAUACUACAUCGGUCUAAAGACUGUUAUGGAAGCUCAAGUAAUAGUAUUAAGGACAAUCUAAAAUCAGAUGAGCAGAACAAAAAAUCUUCUAUAGGAAACGUCACGAUGAUUUCAAAGCCUCCUAUUAAUCUUGACGAUAUAAAAUGUAUGCAGAUUGAUGUACAGAAAAAACUAAAUAGGACAUCUAGUAUUACAGAAUCGAGUGAUAAACAAAACAUGGUGCCUAUCGAGUCAAUGGUUACUAUGAAUCAAAAACAUGAUUAUUUAAAAGACUGCCUAAAAGCUGAUUACAAUUUGGAUUUAGCAAAUAGGGAUGUAAAAGAUCAUUCGAAUAGAUUGCAGUUAAGUAAAGCUGAUCCAUUAUUUCCUAAUGUAAGUCCCAUCAGUAUAGAAGAAGAUUCCAGAGAUUUUGAUAGUGUUUUAGAUAAACUCAAAGAAAUCCAUAAAGAGCCAGAUGUAAAAGAUCAAUCGAAUGAAUUGCAGUUAAGUAAAACUGAUCCAGUAAUUCCUAAUGUAAGUUCCGACAGUACAGAAGAACAUUCCAGAGACUUUGAUAGUGUUUUAGAUAAACUCAAAGAAAUCCAUAAAGAACCGGAUGAAUACAGAUAUGUAUAUAUACAUAAAGAAAAAAAUGAAGCAGAAGCAAAAACAAUUAAUGGAAGCGAUGAAACCUCUCCAACAAAAAACAGUAAAGAUAAUGAACAUCAGAUUGCUCGUGAAAUGAAUGUAUCUCAAACAAAUGAUCCACUUUUGGACAAUCAAAGAAAUACAAAUUUGUCUAAUACUGGCGAACAAGAAUUGAUCAAAAAUAAAAUUGAAAAUUUUGCGUCUGUGUGUGAGAUAGGAAAUGAAAAUUGUAAAAAAGAUGCUAAAAGUAAACAAGAUGAACCAGAUAGGAGCAAAGUGAAUGUAUCCAAAAAGGAUGGUCAACUUUUAGACAAUUAUCGAAAUGCAAAAUUGUUUAAUACUAUUGAACAAGAUUCAACCAAAAAUAAAACUUUUAAUUUAAAUAAAUCUAAAACGAAUUUGGAACCACAUUAUUCAACAGAGGCACAUUCAAGUGAAGAUUUUGUAUCUGCAUAUAUAUUAGAAUGCAAUGCUUCCAGACAGAAAGUUAACCAAUCAUUCAAUAAUAAUUCCAAGGAACCACAUCAACAUUAUCAUGCUCAACAUACUGGCCCAGUAAUUCUUCCUUCAUCUAAUCUUAUUCCGCCUCUUUUAUCAGUUGCUGCACCGUAUCACCAAGACCAGAAACAGAACACAAGUUCAUCUGGCCUCUUUAAUAAAGUGAUCCAUAAGGAAGAAACUAGUAGAGAUCCUAGUGUGAUCAGAAAUGUAAAAGAUAAAUGGUCACAAGAUAUUAAAGAUCCUAGACUGAAUAAAAAUAUAGUAAGUAAUAGAAAGCCAAAUAGAGAGCAAGUAAAUAAGGUAACUAAACCAAAUUUAGACGUAGCGGAAAAAGGUAAGGAGGAUAUAAGACUUAUUCUAGGAAGAUCUUCUAGUAUUGAAGACCCUCGAUCUGACGAAUACCAGUCAAAAUUUGAUCGGAUACAUUCAAGAAUAAAUAGACAAGAAUCAUGUACAAGAUCAAAAUCACCCGAAAAUACUGGUACCAAACCCAACUUAGAUUUAGAAGAAAAAAGUGUUGUGGAUGUAAAACUAAGUCGAGGAAGAUCAUCUAGUCUUGAAGACUCUGGAUCUGACCAAUAUGAGACAAAAUUGGAUCGGAUCUAUCCAAAAAUAAAUAGACAAGAAUCAUGUGCAAGAUCAAAAUCAUCAGAAAAAACUGUUGCUAAACCAAACUUAGAUGUACCAGAAAAAAGUAAUACGGAUAUAAAACUACGUAGAAGAAAAUCAUUAAGUAUUGAAGACUCUAGAUCUGACGAAUACAAGUCAAGAUUUGAUCGGAUGUAUUCAACACCAGAAAAAACUGUUACUAAAGCAACUUUAGAUGUAACAGAAAAAAAUAAUAGUGGUGUAAAACUAAGUAGAAGAUCAUCUAGUAUUGAAGACUCUCGGUCUGACCAGUCAAAAUUUGAUCAGAUGUAUUCAAGAAUAAAUAGACAAGAAUCGUGUGCAAGAUCAAAAUCACCAGAAAAUACUGGUACCAAACAAAACUUAGAUGUAGCAGAAAAAAGUGUUGUGGAUGUAAAACUAAGUCGAGGAAGAUCAUCUAGUAUUGAAGACUCUGGAUCUGACCAAUAUGAGUCAAAAUUGGAUCGGGUCUAUCCAAAAAUAAACAGACAAGAAUCAUGUGCAAGAUCAAAAUCAUCAGAAAAAACUGUUACUAAACCAAAUUUAGAUCUAGCAGAAAAAGAUAAUAGUGGUGUAAAACUAAGUAGAGGAAGAUCAUCUAGUAUUGAAGACUCUCGGUCUGACCAAUCCGAGUCAAAAUUUGAUCGGAUGUAUUCAAGAAUAAAUAGACCAGAAUCGUGUGCAAGAUCAAAAUCACCAGAAAAUACUGGCACUAAACUAAACUUAGAUGUAGCAGAAAAAAGUAAUGUUGAUAUAAAACUAAGUAGAGGAAGAUCAUCUAGUCUUGAAGACUCUGCAUCUGACCAAUAUGAGUCAAAAUUGGAUCGGAUGUAUUCAAGAAUAAAUAGACCAGAAUCAUCUGUAAGAUCAAAAUUAUCAGAAAAAACCCUUACUAAACCAAAAUUAGAUGUAACAGAAAAAAAUAAUAAGGCUAUAAAACUGGGUAGAGGAAGAUCAUCUAGUAUUGAAGACUCUGGAUCUGACCAAUAUGAGUCAAAAUUGGAUCGGAUUCAUCCAAAAAUAAAUAGGCAAGAAUCAUGUGCAAGAUCAAAAUCAUCAGAAAAAACUACCACUAAACCAAAUUUAGAUGUACCAGAAAAAAGUAAGAAAGGUAUAAAACUACAUACAUUAAAAUCAUCUAGUAUUGAAUACUCUUGUUCUGACCAAAACGAGUCAAAAUUUGAUCGGAUGUAUUCAAAAAUAAAUAGACAUGAAUCAUGUGCAAGAUCAAAAUCACCAACUAAAACAGAUUCAUCUUCAUCAGAUAGUUCACAUGGGCACAAAGAAAAACAUAAAAAUAGUGCAGGGAAUGGGUUACAAAGUUUUCGAAUACCUAAGAAGAACAAGGAAGGAAAAGAAAAAGCUAAAGAACCAAAGGCUAAAGCGAGUAAAGAAACUGUUCGUCAAGAUGAAGUAAAAAAUCAUCAUCCAAAUAAAAAUGUUAAUCUUAAUAACUGUCAAGGAGACACACCAACUAAAAUAGUUUCAAUUCCAUCAGAUAGUUCACAUGGGAACGAAAAAGAACAUGAAAAUAGUGCAGGAUUUGGAUUACAAAGUUUUCGAAUACCUAAGAAGAACAAGGAAGGAAGAGAAAAAUCUAAAGAACUAGAGCCUAAAACGAGUAAAGAAACUGUUCGUGAAGAUGCAGUACAAAAUCAUCAUCCAAAUAAAAAUGUUAAUCUUAAUAACCGUCAAGGAGACACACCAACUAAAAUAGUUUCAAUUCCAUCAGAUAGUUCACAUGGGAACGAAAAAGAACAUGAAAAUAGUGCAGGAUGUGGCUUACAAAGUUUUCGAAUACCUAAGAAGAACAAGGAAGGAAGAGAAAUAGCUACAGAACUAGAGCCUAAAACGAGUAAAGAAACUUGUCAAGAUGAGGUAAAAGUUAAUGUUAAUAAUGGUCAAGGAGACAGCAAAGAUUCAUUGAACUGUGUAAACAAAGAACAAUAUGUUCCAGUGUCGCAACCACGAAUGCCAAAUAAAACAGACUUGAACAAAAAAUUAGAUGGAAGAGACAUUGGGAACAGUUCAAGUAUUGAUAUGGCUGAAUUGAAAGCUCCUUUAGAAGAUCCAAUAAAUGGAUUAAAAAUUCUUGAUAUAUCUAAACCAAAAAGGAAAGAAAAAAAAUCUAGACAAAAAAGAAAAACAUUUUCCUCUGCUUUAUCUCAACGAUGUUACAUGCUAAAAAAUUUACUAGACCAGGAGCACAAAGACAGAAAUGUUUAUUUAAAAUUAAAAAAGAAACGAUCUGAAAUUCAAAAGACUAAACACCAAAAGAUUAAUAUGAAUGAAGAAAUUAAUGAAUCCGGAGUACACUAUAACCAUCCAAAUACAGAUAUUUUAGCAUCAACUGCAAAUGAUAUUCCAAAUGAAAAUGUUUUAGCAUCAACUUCUAAGCCAGUAUCAACAACGAAUGUUAUCCCAAAUAAAACAAACCUUAAUAAAAUCUUAAAUGAUAGAGAAACCGUGAAUAUUGAUGAUGACACAUUAGCACUUUGUAAAGAACGUUCAAAACAAAAGUUCCGAAGAUUUUUAGAAUACAGAAAGAAACAGGCACAAAUUCGAAAGUCUAAACAACAAAAGAUUACAACAAAUGAAGAAAUUAGGGAAUCCCGAUUACACCAUAAGCAUCCGAAUAAAAAUAAUCCUAGUCUUGGCGAAGGGAAAAGUAAAGACUCUGUAAAUAAAACAAAACCUGUUUUAGCAUCAACUGCAAAUGAUAUUUCAAAUAAAAGACAGCUAAUUAUAAACUUAAAUACAAAAGAAAUUGAGAACAGUUUGAAAUGUAAAGAUAAUAAUGUAUUAUAUGGACAUCCGAUAUCCAAACAGAAAAAAGAUGGAAGAGAAAUUGCUACAAAACAAGACAUUGAAACAAGUAUCACUAUCAAGCAAAAUGAAGUAAAACAUUACAAUAAAAAUUUUCCAAAUAAAACUGACCUUAAUACAAACUUAGUUAAAAGAAGAAUUAAUGACAAUGAAGCAUUAGAAGUCUGUAUAGAAGGAGCAGGUAGCUUAGAAGGUAUUCCAGUACCCAAAAAUAACCUAGAGGACAAGAGAAAAGUAAAAAACCCGGAGACUCAAGCUAUUACUCAAGAUAAAAUAGAACACGAGCAUCAAAAUAAAAAUGUUGAUCGUAGUAAAGGUUCAGACGAAUACAAAGAUUUAUUGGACUAUUUAAAUAACACAAAAUCUAUUAUUGUAUCAACUGCGAAUGAUAUCUCGAAUACAAUAGAUCUAAAUGAAAAGGAAAUUGAGAAUAGUACUGUUUAUGUUAAUAGCAAUACAUUAAAUGCAUGUAAACACGAUGCAAGAGAUGCAUUACAGAGUUUUCAAAUAUCUAAGGAGCUACAGAAAGAAAGAAAGAAAAACGUAGAGGAUAUUGAAAUGAGUAUAGAAAAUCUAAAUCAAGAUGAAGUAGAGAACGACCAUCAAAAUAAAAAUGUUGAUCGUACUCAUGGUGAAGAUGCGUAUAAAGAUUUAUUGGAGUAUUUGAAUAACACAGAAUCUACUAUUUUAUCAACUGCGAAUGAUAACUCAAAUGAAAGAGAAAUUGAAAGUAGUACCGUUUCUGUUGAUAUCAGUACAUUAGAUGUAUGUAAACAGAGUUAUCUAAUAUCUAAAGAGCUGAAGAAAGAAAGAGAAGAAAAAACAGGGGAUAUUGAAAUGAGUAAAGAAAUUAAGGAAGAUAAAGUAAUAUCUAAAGAGCUGAAGCAAGAAAGAACAGAAAAAGUAGAGGACAUUGAAAUGAGUAAAGAAAUUAAGGAAGAGAAAGUAAUAUCUAAAGAUUUGAAGGAAGAAAGAGAAGAACAAGUAGAGGAUACUGAAAUGAGUAAAGAAACUAUUAAGCAAUACGAAGUAGAACAAGAUCUUCUAAAUAAAAAUGUUGAUGAAAGCCUUGGUGAAGGAGAAAUGAAAGAUUCAUUGAGCUGUUUAAAUAAAACAGAAUCUAUUACGGCAUCAACUGCGAAUGAUCUCCCAACUAAAACAGAUAUCAAUACAAGCUUAAAUAUAGUAGAAAUUGAUGACAGUCCUCUGUAUGUUGAUCAAGAGCUAAAGAAAGAAAGAGAAGAAAAGGUAGAGGAUAUUGAAAUAAGUAAAGACAUCAAUACAAGCUUAGAUAUAAUAGAAAUUGUGGACAGUCCUCUGUAUGUCCAUAAGGACCCAUUAGAGGUAUGUAAAGAGGAUACAACAGAUGUGGUACAGAGUUUUCAAAUAUCUAAAGAGCUAAAGGAAGAAAGAGAAGAAAAAGUAGAGGGUAUUGACAUGAGUAAAGAAACUAUUAAUCAAGAUAAAGUGCCAACUAAAACAGAUAUCAAUACAAGCUUAAAUAUAGAAAAAAUUGAUGACAGUCCUCUAGAUGUUGAUAAAGAGCUAAAGGAAGAAAGAGAAGAAAAGGUAGAGGAUAUUGAAAUGAGUAAAGACAUCAAUACAAGCUUAGAUAUAAUAGAAAUUGUGGACAGCCCUCUGUAUGUUCAUAACGACCCAUUAUGUAAAGAAGAUACAACAAAUGUACAGAGUUUUCAAAUGUCUAAAGAGUCAAAGAAAGAAAGAGAAGAAAAGGUAGAGGAUAUUGAAAUGAGUAAAGACAUCAAUACAAGCUUAGAUAUAAUAGAAAUUGUGGACAGUCCUCUGUAUGUUCAUAACGACCCAUUAUGUAAAGAAGAUACAACAGAUGUGGUACAGAGUUUUCAAAUAUCUAAAGAGCUAAAGGAAGAAAGAGAAGAAAAAGUAGAGGGUAUUGAAAUGAGUAAAGAAACUAUUACUCAAGAUGAAGUACCAAAUAAAGGAGACAUCAAUACAAGCUUAAAUACAAUAGAAAUUCCGGAUAGUCCUCUGUAUGUUGAUAACGACUCAUUGGAGGUAGAGGAUAUUGAAAUUAGUAAAAGAACUAUUAAUCAAGAUGAAGUACCAAAUAAAGGAGACAUCAAUACAAGCUUAAAUAUAAUAGAAAUUGCAGACAGUGAUCAGUCUGUUGAUAACGACUCAUUGGAGGUAGAGGAUAUUGAAAUUAGUAAAAGAACUAUUAAUCAAGAUGAAGUACCAAAUAAAGGAGACAUCAAUACAAGCUUAAAUAUAAUAGAAAUUGCAGACAGUGAUCAGUCUGUUGAUAACGACUCAUUAGAGGUAUGUAAAGGAGGUGCAAAACAUGUGGUGCAGAGUUUCCAAAUAUCUAAAGAGCUAAAGGAAGAAAGAGAAGAAAACGUAGAGGAUAUUGCAAUGAGUAAAGAAACUAUUAAUCAAGAAGAAGUGCCAAAUAAAAGAGAUAUUCAUACAAGCUUAAAUAUAGUAGAAAUUGACGAUAGUACUCUGAGUAUUGAUAACAACCCAUUAGAAGUAUUUAAAGAAGGUGCAACAGGUAUCUUACACAAAUUUCAAGUGUCCAACAAGCAAAAGGAUGAAAUAGAAACUAAAGAACAAGAGACUGAAACGAAUCAAGAAAUUGUGAAUCAAAGAGAAUUCGAACAAGACCAUCCAAAGAAAAAUGCCGAUGAAGAUUCGUUGGACUGUUUAAAUAAAACAAAACAUGCUCCAGUACCAGCUUCCAACGACAUCUCAAAUGAAACGGAUCUGAGCAAAAAUUUAAAGGAACGAGUGGGUAAAUCCGUAUGUAUUGAAAAUGAAAAAAUCCCUAUGGAUGUUACUUCUCAAUGUGAUAAGGAGAAAGAAUCUCAAACUUCUAAUAUAAUUGCAGAUAAAACUAGAAAUGAUUUAGAUGUUGAUACAAACACUGAAAAUAAUGAUAAUUCGCAAUUUAUUGGAUCAUCAACUUCGACAAUCGUCGUAGAACCUGGUAAACCUUCCUGUGACCAAACAAAACAUGCUCCAGUAUCAUCUUCUAACGAGAUCCCAAAUGAAACAGAUUUGACUAAAAAUUUGAAGGAACGAUUCAACAUAUCCGUAUAUUUUGAAAAUGACAAAAUCCCUAUGGAUGUUACUUCUCGAUGUGAUACGGAGAAAGAACCUCAGACUUCUACCAUAAUCGAACAUAAAAGAAAUGAUUUAGAUGUUGAUACAAACAUCGUGGAACCUGGUAAAGCUACCACUGACCAAACAAAACAUGCUCCAGUAUCCGCUUCUAACGACAUCUCAAAUGAAACGGAUCUUAGCAAAAACUUGAAGGAACGAGUGGACAAAUCCGUAUGUAUUGAAAAUGACAACAUCCCAAUGGAUGUUACUUCUCAAUGUGAUAAGGAGGAAGAAUCCGAUACUUCUAAUACAAUUGAAGAUAAUAUUAGAAAUGAUUUAGAUGUUGAUUCAAAUACUGAAAAUAAUCAUAAUACGCAAUUUAAUCGGCCAUCAAUUUCGACAAACGUCGUGGAACCUGGUAAAUGUCCCACUGACCAAUCAAAACAUGCUCUAGUAUCAGCUUCUAACGACAUCUCAAAUGAAACGGAUCCGAGCAAAAAUUGCAAGAAUGAAUUGCAGUUAAGUAAAAUUGAUCCAUUAAUUCCUAAUGUGUGUUCCAACAGUACAAAAGAACAUUCCAGAGACUUUGGUAGGGUUUUAGAUAAAUUGAAAGAAAUCCAUAAAAAGCCGAAUGAAUACAUAUAUGUAGCAUAUUCAAUUGAAGAUUUUGUAUCUGCGUAUGAAUUAGAACAAAAUGCUUCCGGACGUUCUCAUUCUGAUCCACCUCCUACAAUGAUGGCCACAGAUAUCACCUUACCGACAAGCGAUAUGAAACUGAAAUGUAACCAAUCAUUCAAUAACAAUCCCAUGGAAAUACCUAAUGAUAAUUCGCAAUUUAAUCAGUCAUCAACUUCGACAAACAUCGUGGAACCUGGUAAAGCUCCCACUGACCAAACAAAACCUGCUCAAAUAUCAGCUGGUAAUGACAUCUCGAAUGAAACGCAUUUGAGCAAAAAUUUAAAGGAACGAGUGGACAAAUCAAUAUGUAUUGAAAAUGACAAAAUCCCAAUGGAUGUUACUUCUCCAUGUGAUACGGAGAAAGAUUCUCAGAUUUCUAUAAUUGAACGUAGAUAUAGAAAUGAUUUAGAUGUUGAUACAAACACUGAAAAUAAUGAUAAUACGCAAUUUAAUCGGCCAUCGGCUUCGACAAACGUCGUAGAACCUGGUACACCUCCCACUGGCCAAACACAACAUGCUCCAGUAUCAGAACGAUUGAACAUAUCCGUAUGUAUUGAAAAUGACAAAAUCCCUAUGGAUGUUACUUCUCAAUGUGAUAAGGAGAUAGAAUCUCAGACUUCUACUAAAAUUGAAGAUACAAUUAGAAAUGAUUUAGAUGUUGAUACAAAUACUGAAAAUAAUGAUAAUGCGCAAUUUAAUACGCCAUCAACUUCUACAAACGUCGUGGAACCAGGUAAACCUUUAUGUGACCAAACAAAACAUGCUGCAGUAUCAGCUUCUAACGAAAUCCCAAAUGAAAUGGAUCUGAGCAAAAAUUUGAAGGAAGGAGUGAACAAAUCUGUAUGUAUUGAAAAUGACAACAUCUCUAUGGAUGUUACUUCUCAAUGUGAUAAGGAGAAUGAACCUCAGACUUCUACCACAAUUGAAGAUAAAACUAGAAAUGAUUUAGAUGUUGAUACAAACACUGAAAAUAGUGAUAAUGCGCAAUUUAGUGUGCCAUCAACUUCUACAAACAUUGUGGAACUUGGUAAAUCUCCUACUGACCAAACAAAACAUGCUCCCGUUUCAGCUUCUAACGAGAACCCAAUUGAAACCGAUCCGAGCAACAAUUUGAAGGAACGAGUGAACAAAUCUGUAUGCAUUGAAAAUGACAAAACCCCAAUGGAUGUUACUUCUCAAUGUGAUAAGGCGAAAGAAUCUCAGACUUCUAUAAUUGAAGAUACAAUUAGAAAUGAUUUAAAUAUUGUUACAAACACUGAAAAUAAUGAUAAUUCGCAAUUUAAUAACUCAACUUCUACAAACGUCGUGGAUCCAGGUAAACCUUCCUGUGACCAAACAAAACAUGCUCCAGUAUCAUCUUCUAAGAACAUCUUGAAUGAAACGGACCUGACCAAAAAUUUAAAGGAACGAGUGGACAGAUCAGUAUGUAUUGAAAAUGACAAAAUCCCUAUGGAUGUUACUUCUCAAUGUGACAAGGAGAGAGAACCUCAGACUUCUACAAUAAUUGAAGAUAAAACUAGAAAUGAUUUAGAUGUUGAUACAAACAUCGUGGAACCUGGUAAAGCUACCACUGACCAAACAAAACAUGCUCCAGUAUCAUCUUCUAACGACUUCUCAAAUGAAACAGAUCGGAGCAAAAAUUUGAAGGAACGAAUGGACAUAUCCAUUGAAAAUGACAAAACCCCAAUGGAUGGUGCUUCCCAAUGUGAUAAGGAGAAAGAAUCUCAGACUUCUAUAAUUGAAGAUAAGAUUAGAAAUGAUUUAGAUGUUGAUACAAACACUGAAAAUAAUGAUAAUUCGCAAUUUAAUAGCCCAUCAACUUCUACAAACGUCGUGGAACCAGGUAAACCUUCUUGUGACCAAACAAAACAUUCUCCAGUAUCAACUUGUAACGAUAUCCCAAAUAAAACAGAUCUGAGCAAAAAUUUAAAGGUACCUGUCAACAUAUCCGUAUGUUUUGAAAAUGACAAAAUCCCUAUGGAUGUUACUUCUCAAUGUGACAAGGAGAGAGAACCUCAGACUUCUACAAUAAUUGAAGAUAAAACUAGAAGUGAUUUAAAUGUUGAUACACACACUGAAAAUGAUGAUAAUGCGCAACUUAAUCGCCCAUCAACGUCGACAAACAUUGUGGAACCUGGUAAACCUUCCACUGACCAAACAGAACAUGCUCCCGUAUCAGCUUCUAACGAGAUCCCAAAUAAAACAGAUCUGAGCAAAAAUUUGAAGGAACGAGUAGACAUAUCUGUAUGUAUUGAAAAUGACGAAACCCCCAUUGAUGGUACUUCCCAAUGUGAUAAGGAGAGAGAACCUCAGACUUCUACGAUAAUUGAAAAUGAAACCAAAAAUGAUUUAGAUGUUGAUACAAACACUAAAAAUGAUAAUAAUUCGCAAUUUAAUCGCCCAUCAACUUCGACAAACAUCGUGGAACCUGGUAAACCUUCCACUGACGAAGCAAGUCUGGCAAAGUUUUUUGCUAGCAUGUUGGGAAGUCAAGAUAAACACGAAAAGAAGACUGCCUUACAUUAUCUUAUUAACACGUUCUCCGAAACUUUCAGUCCAAAGGAAUUACAUAAAAUAAAUAAAAUUUUUGAUGACGAGUAUAAAGACAGUUCUGAUGAGGAAAGUUCUUUUAAGAUAAAAAAGAAUAUUGCACAAGAAAAAAUAAAAGGCGAUGAUAUAAUCGUAAUAAAAGAUGAGGAUACUACGCAUGAAGAAGACAGUUUUGAUGAGGAACUUCCAAUUAAGACCAAUAUAUCUAUGAUAGACAACGAUAUAAUAAAAGAUCAGGAUACUGCACAUGCAAUGGUAAUUAAAAAGGAUAAACUAGAACAAAGAAAAAAAUGUUAUGCGGCUAAACAUAUUGACGAAGUUAAAGGUGACUUAUUGAGUAACAAAACUGCAGUAAGUGAAGACAUUUUGGAAGAUGCAGCCCAUUACAUGGAUCAAGGAAGUGAGGUGUUAGAAGAAAACUUGAAAUCAAAGAUAGAAACUAUUUUAGCAGAUAAGCCUAGGAAAAAGAGAGGAUCAGAAUUGGAUAGACUUCACGAAGACAUUCGAGAAAUGUUUAUUAGAGACGAUGUCUUAACUGCAUCUGGUAAGCGAAUGUGCCAUAUGUUGAAAGACAUAGGUUCUAUUGCGACAACAAACACUGAAAACAUUGAAAAUAAUACAGAAAUAGAAGUUUUCCAAACGCCUAAAAAAGUUCGACCCAAAUGUAAAAAUAAAAAACUGAAAACUAUGAAAGAUUUGAGUGUUGUAGAAUGCAAUGAAGCCUCUACAAGUGCUGGGCUCUCAAAGUCUAUUGAAUAUUCUAAUGAAGAAAUGGAUUAUGUUUCGGGCGACUGUCAGAAUGUUGAAUUAUUAAAACGAAAACAUCCAGAUAGUUCGUUUGUUGGUAUAAUUAUAAAAAAGAAUAAAAUACAAAACUUGGACGAAGUAACUCAGCCAAAAUUAACAGAUAUAGCGGACACUACUGCCGUUUCUUAUGAAAAUAAAAUGGACAGUUCUUAUCACACUAUAAUUUCUGAUAAUGAAAAUGCCAGUAAACAUCAAGAUUGUCAGAACCAGAGCUCAGAAGAAAGUGUAAUCAGCAAUGCGGUUUAUAUCUGUGAAGCAACUAUUGCAAGUGAGGAAAAUGAGAAAACUAAUGAAACAGCUCAACCAUCUCUUAUAAAUCCACAAAUACAGCUUACUACAGCAGCUGCCGCGAACUUAAGAUUGAUGAAUUUAGAAAAAGAAGCUACAAACUAUCAGGAAACCAUGCUCAAGUUUCUGAAAGAAGUAGAAAGUCCUCAUUGUGGUCCAAAACCUUCUGGUUUAGUUCAUACUUAUUCCUAUAAUGAAUUAGAGCAAUAUGGACGGACUCAUACUCGAAUUGAAGCGGACAAAGGUUCGAUGAUAACUCAAUCACAGUUGGAUACAAAUCUUAAGCCAAAAUCGGUAUUUAAACCAUACCGAUGUGUACCAGGCUGCCAAUUGGAAUUUUUGUUUAUAAAUGAAUUUGCCGAUCAUAUUGCGACAGCACACAAGAAAAACAAUAUUCUGAUUUGUGGGCAUGAAUCUUGUGCUCGUCAGGUGAAGCCUAAAGACAUCUCAAGACACUGGUCAGUGUGGCAUAAUGUGUCAGUGUAUCAAUGCAGCUAUUGCAGGAGCAACUCGAAUGAAAUCAAUACUAUGAACUAUCAUUUAUCAGUUACACAUCCAAAUCUUAAGCCAGAAAUAAUCGCUAGAUUUCUGAGUCCCAGAUUGCCAUAUUACGUGUUUUAUACACCCGAAGCAUUUACUAAAUUAAGAAAAAUCGUUGAUAUACCAAAUAUACCAUCGGAGAACACAGAGACGAAGACACAAUCUCUAAGUAGACCAAGUGUGAUAAUGCCUUCACCACAGAAUAGUUCAACGACGGAAUCAAAUAUUAAUUCAGUCGGUGAUAAUAGAUCAACGUUAUUAUCAACGCCUACUACAUCAAAAGCUAUACCCAAUUCUUCAACACCAUUAACAGAUUCUUCAAAUGUUACCUCGUUGAUAGAAGCACUAUUGCCAACAACCCCAGUUGAUCAACCAUUACAUAGGACAGUUUUAGAAGAAUCCUCAUCAUCCUCAUCAAAUCUGAAAACUUUAACCCCGUGUGAUCUGCCCGAUUACUAUUUAUUUAAAUGUGCAAGUUGUACCUUUCCGUGUUCAACCUUAGUAGAUUUUAAGAAACACGUUACUAAAUCUGAAGAAUGUAAAAAUAAGGAUAAUCCAAACAAACCGUUUGUAUGCGUGCAUUGUAAGAAGUGCUAUAAAAACGUUACAACGCUUUGUGUGCAUAUACAGAAUCAUGGUAUUUCACGAUUUUCCUGUUCUGUUUGUGCAACUAAGUUUCGUACUUUUAAACAAGGACGAUCGCAUAUGAAACGGCAUAUACAACUUGUACCUACAGGAGCAAAUGGCGGAGAGUCUAUAGCUAUUGAACCGCAUCUAUUAAAAAUUGAACAACCACACGUUUACUAUCCUGAUGAUAUUGGUAAAAUUCCCUUGCAGUCGAUAUUCAGCACAGAUCUGAGAUGUGGAGCCUGUCCAUACACUACAAAAGUUAGAAUGAAUAUGACCAGACAUCUGCAGUUUCAUUUAAAAAAAAUACCGGUACCAAAUUCUGUCAACUUUCCGAAUUUCGUAUCAUCAUCUUUACGGUACAGUUGCUGUGCUAAGGAUUGUAAAUACAUUUGUCCUGAAGAGGAAAACCUGCGCCAUCAUUUUACGGUACUUCAUAAUCAAGAACUUCAAUUUACCUGUGUUCAUUGUAAAAUCAAUUUGAACGCUGAUGCCAAUGAUGUAAUUAAUCAUCUGAACCUGCAUGGCUCACAGUUAUAUAAAUGCCAAUAUUGUCACUAUCUCCACAAUCUUAAAGAUGGCGUCGAAAGACAUAUUAAGGAUAAACACGCAGGUUUUCCAUUUAGAGUUAUGGCGUUAAGGUGCUUAGAAUCACAACCGACAGUUGUUGAAGGUAAUGCGGAGAAUGAUCCAAUAUCUGUUACUGUUACAAGCUUAUUGGACAUUACUCCAAUCAGGGAGGACACUAUUCCAAUCAGGGAGGACACUAUUCCAAUCAGGGAGGACACUAAUCCAAUCAGAGAAGGCACUACUCCAACCAGAGAGGACACUACUCCAAUCAUAGAAGACUCUACUCCAAUCAUAGAAGACUCUACAAAUGCUCGACCUGUGAGACCUAGUAUGCUGUUUGAUGAAUCAUCGUCUAUUCCUACGGAGAGCUUGCAGCAGGAAACAGAGAUAUCUACACCUACGCAUUCAAGAAAUAUUACUUCUCAAGAAUCACCAACUCCUAUGGAUACUUUAUCAUCUACGAAAUCUAUCAUUAUCGAUGACAUGAUUGAUCGAAUAAAUCAAAUAAUGAGGACUGAUGUAAAUGAUGCUAUUAAUAUUUCUAAUGUAGAAAAUUUGGCCGUUAAGCCAAAACAGAAAGAUGUCCAGGACGUACCGCAUGAAGAAUCUAUCUCUUCUUUGCUUAAAAGAUUUCAUGAGUCACGACUGGAGUUUUUCAGAUCUACAGUUAUACCUUCGAAAAUAAUGACUCCUUACAUCAAGGAGAUGGCAGAUAGUUUAGAAAACCCACUUUAUGCAGAAUCUGACGAAUCUGAGGAUCUGAUUGACCGAAUAAAUAAAUUAAUGAGAUCUGAUGUAAGCGAUAUCAUUAUUCUCUCUGACGAUGAAGAUGAUGAUAUCAAAGAUAUUAAUAUGAAUGAAAAUAUUGGUACCGAAGAUGAAUUUGGCCAACAGAGUUUGAUAAAAUCAUUCGGCAAGUUCGGUCUCCCUUUCGUAAAGCAACUGAAAUGUCCCAAAUGUAACAAUUUUAAAUCCAGACGCAUGUCUGAUUUUAUUUUCCAUGUUUUUCGAGAAAACGAAACCAACAGAUUUGGUUGUAAUAUAUGUUCUGCUGUGAGUAUUACAUACAGUUGUAUGUAUAAACAUGUACAGACGCUGCAUAAACCAUUCGAUGCUAGUAAUAUAAUUUCUUUACCUAAAAAUCCACGAUUAGAAGUAUGGUUACAAAUAUUACUCAGAACACAGUGUGCUGCGAUUAUUGGUAGUUCAGCCAUGCCUCAAGAAAUUUCUCCGGACAAUAGUCUUAACAAAAUGUUAUGUCGACUCUGCUAUAAAUGGUUCAAAUCUGAAGACGAAAACGAACACAUAAUGUUCCACUGGACAUCUCUACCAUUUAAAUGCAGCGAUUGUAGAUUUGAAGCGUACACACGAGAUCAUGUGCUCCAGCAUCAUAUUGCUGCAUCCCACGGAACAGGAGCUUCUAUAAUCGAAGCUGGUCCAACCGUCGCCAAUGAACUUGAGUAUUUUGAUUUUUUGGACACGAGAAAAGUCGAAGAGGAAAGUUCAAAUUUGACGGCAUAGUUAGUAGCGAUCCAAAAAUUGGUUGUUUUUGUUACUUUAUUAUCUUUUAUUAUUUAGGUUGUUAUAGAUGUAUGUACAUGAAUAAACAAGCAAAAUUAAGUAUUACUAAUUAAGUAUUACUAUGGUUGGGACAGUAUAAAAACCGUUGCACGUCAUUAUCUACGUCAGAGGUCUCAGUUGACAUUGUUGCCAAAUUACAAAAAUUCCUGAAUUAAUUUUAAAUCAAAUAUAUCACAUAAUUAUUGCAGAAGUGGAUUAUAACGAAACAAAUUAAUGUUCUGUAUAUAAAUAAAAAAAAACAUUAGAAAUAGAAAACAAGAAUUAAGUAAUAAUCUUAUGUUAAAGUUAAUAAUAAAAGCAAUAAAUAUAACACUUACAGUAAAUAAUAAAAACAAAUCAACACCGCAACUGUCAAAUAAGUGUUACCAAUUUAAGCCAAAAUGUCACCUUCGUUCGAUCGCAGUUAAAUUGUGAUCCGAACAAAUGUGCUUUAUAAAAACGUUUUAUAUUCCACUUAUACAAAUUAAGUGAAACAAGAUAUGGUAAAUUUCUUUAAGUUUACAUUGAUAGAAAGUGGCUGUAAUUCCAGUGUACUUGGAUAAACGAUUCUAAAAAGUACAUACCUACGACUUAACAUUUUGUGUUGGUAUCAUGUGACGUCACUUGCUAUGACGCGGAUGACGUACAACGGUUUUUAACUGUACGAACCAUAUAUAAAUCUGAUUGUGAGAAAGUACAAAACAAAAAGAAAAUGUUGAAGAUACUAUUUUUUGAAAUAUGUUAAUAAUUUACACAAUUUUUCUAAGGAUUUUACUAGGUUUAGUUUACUAAAACUUUCGAAAUAGUGUCUCUUGGAAGUAUAUUCAAAUUCAUAGUCCAGGGCGAAUCUGUUUUGAGAUGGACGUUGAGAGGUGACUCAUAUUUUUCCAUAAAUUGCUUGGAAUUAACUCAUAUAAUAAUAAUUGAGGUAUCCUCCCACUCAAAAAGUUCCGGAACGUUGUUUAAAAUGUCAAAAAUUGAAGGAAAAAUUCGUUUUUUGAUUAUAACUUUAAAAGUAUUCACUUCAGAGAAAAAUUACACUAACAUAAAAGUUGCGUAAUUAAAUUUACUACAAUAUACGAUUGGUUAAAACUUUUAAAAGUUGUCACCUUAUUGCCAAAUAGAAAUAAUUGCGAAAAAACCAUAAAAACACAAGUAUUUGCAUUUUACGUUUUUCAACCAUUUAUGCUACACUUAGGACCUUCAUGUUAUACCCAAAAAAACAUUAUGGUAUAAUACAACAAUACUGUAAAUUUGAUUAAGAUUGGUUUAAUAGAUUUUGCAAAAUAAAUUUUUAAAUCCAGGUUUCGCAAAAAAUAAUCAUUUUUUUCAAAAUGUUGCAGGACUGAAAAUAAAGCAGAUAGCAAGUUGAAAAAUUGUUUACAUAUAGAAGAAUACUGUACCUUUCAUUUGCAAUUUGUAAAAUUAAAAUCGAUUAACUACCACGGCGUCAAGAAUUUUUUUAAAUAAAAAUUAAUUUUUGGUGCUACGCGCAGGACAGUGGUGUUCGAUUCACACAAGUUCAUUUCCACCAAAAUUUCUUUAAAUGUUUAUAUAAUAUAUUAUUUUCUAACUCUAUAUUUUGUUGUAUUUUAAUAUUUUAAUUCCACAAAAAUCAAACUAAUUUGAUUAUUAUUUGUGAAAUAUUGUUUAAACAAUUGAAUAUGUUUAAAAAUAAUAAACUUUUUCCGCAAAUCGCCAGGAAAUUUUGACAUUCGUGUCAAAAUUUCUUGAAGAAAAAGUCAGGACUUCCUUACUGUAAGGAAAUGAUAUUUCCGUACAGUUGUUAGUGUUCUACAUAAAUGAUAGAAAAUUAUUAAUAAUCCAUAAAACGUCUGUAUGCAUUUUCGUACUUUUCUCUUGAUUUCUUUGGCAAUAAUUCUAAUGAAGCAGUAUUCACUGCCUCAACCAGCUCUGGAGGAGUCCCAGGAAUGGAAAUUUCAUCAUCACUUAUCAUUUUACUUUCGAGAACACCAGCAAUUAAAUUUAUAAGCGUCAAGUUUGACAAUUUAAAAAAAAAAAAACCUCAAUACGUUUCCAUAGUAACCCAAGUAAUUUUAUUAGGAAUUUCAAAGCACCAUUUAUUUGGGAAUAAAAUUAUCGCGUUUUUUUUAAAUCAAUCAAUAUCUGUCGAAUUUUAAACGAUUUGCGGAAAAAUAGUAUGUUUACCUCGUAGGAAAAGCCACAUUCCUGGACUCUGUGUUGCUAAGUCUCGGCUUGCGCCUCGACUUAGCAAUCUUCACAGUCGUCCAGGAAUGUUAAGCUUUUCCUACCCGGUAAACAAUGUACUAUUAUUCUCUAAGAAGGACAAAGUAUGUGUUUUUAUUUUGCAAUAAACAAAUUUAUUUAUCUAUAUCGAAAUGUACUAAAAAUUACAAUUUAUCAAUCAUUAUCAAAGGUUAUUGAAAUGCUCAAUCAGAGCAAACGUAUCCGCUGUCCUGCGCGUAGCACCAAAAAUUAAUGUUUAUUUAAAAAAAAUCCUGACGCUGUAGUAGCUAACCGAUUUUAAUUUUAAAAAUUGCAAAUUAAAGGUACAGUAUUAUUCUAUAUGUUAAAAAAAAACAACUUACUGUCUGCUUUAUUUUCAGUCCUGUAACAUUUAAAAAAAUGAAUUUUUUUUGCGAAAGCUGCAUUAAAAAAUAUGUUAAACUGAUCUUAAUUAAAUUUAGAGUGUUGUUUUAUUAUAUCAUAAAGUUUUUGUGGGUAAAAUAUGAAGGUCCUAAGUGCAGCAUAAAUGGUUGAAAAACGUAAAAUGCGAAUACUUGUUUUUUUUAUGGUUUUUUCGCAAUUAUUGCUAUUUUGCAAUAAGGGUGACAAUUUUUUAUAUUUGUGCAAGUUUUCUCGGAAAUGAAUACUUCUAAAGUUAUAAUCAAAAAACUAAGAAAAAAAUCGAAUUUUUGCUUCUUUUUUUGAUAUUUUGAUUAUUUAAACAAUGUUCCGGACCUUUUUGAGCAGAAGUAUAACUCAAAUAUUAUAUGAGUUAUUUCCAAGUAUUUUCUGCAAAAAAAUAUGAGUCACCUCUCAACAUCCAAAUGUACUAAUAUCUUUACAGAUGCGCCCUGGUCUAUCAUUCAGUUUUUGAAUUAGCUUUUCGUAUAUCACAUUCUUCAAAAUUUUAUCACAAAAAUUUGAAGGAUGUGAUAUUCAUAUCUUUAUAUCUUCCAUAUUUCGACAACUGACAACAUGCAGUAAUACACUUAUACUCAAUUUCUCUAUUACAUUAUAAAUUUGCCCAUUUUAAAGAAACACAUGUUUUACAGCACAUGUUUAUAAGAACACAUGUUAAUAACAUGGUGCAACAUUUGCGCAAGACUACUAGAAUUAAUUUCAAAUUUUAGACUUUAUUAGAAAUAAUUUCAAACGCAUUUGCCACAAAUGUAUUUGAAAUAAAAUCAGACACUGUACUACUGUCGGUAGAAUAACCUUGAAUUGGCAAUUUUAUCGCAAAUGUAUAUUACAAAUUCGAUUGUUGUCAAGCAACCAUAGAUAGGUUUAAAGAGGUUUGGCCUAUUCCUCUGCGACCUUUUCAGAUCUGUUGUGGUCUUUUAAUCAUAGAUUACAUUCUCUAGCCUGACACUUUAAUCUUUAAAAGGUCUAAUAGCUUCUAGACUAAACCUUCCAUGUAACUAUUUGCGGGUGGAUUUUUUUCUCGUAAUGUAAAUCUGUUUCUUCUUCCAGGUGACAAUCUGCACAGGUCAUCAUCUGACAAUCCCAUCAGCUUGAAGUGCCUAUUCAGCUUACAGUGCCCUGUUAGCAGACACACUAUGGCUUUGACUGUUUCCCUGUCUUUGCUUAUUAGGUAUGUCGUAAAAUUUGGCGAAUCCCAAGUAGCACAAUAAAACAUUUUAGUUUUAUUUAAGGUUUAUAAAGGUUUUAUUGUGGUAAAUAAGAAGAUAAUGGUUUUAAAGUUACCUUGUAGAUAUACUGCCAGAACUUUAAAACUGUUAAGCAUUUGUCACUAGUUUUAAAGUAUCUAAUAAGAGUAUCAAAUAAGACUAAUUAAUCUUAAUAGAUAAUUUGUCUUAUUGUAGUUUUAAAAUGGUUUGUUCUCAGUUCACUUUAAAACUAAUCAGUUUUAUGAAGAACAUCCGAACUGUUUGGUUUUAUUAGAUUCUAAUUCGUGACCUUUUAGUUUUAUUGCAGUUUUAAAGAUUCUCCUAAUAUGACUAAUAAAACCUAUUAUUAAAUUGAUCUCAAGACUAUUAUGUCAGUAAAACAUAUGCCCUUAAACUAUUUUUUAGUUUUCUUUAAAGUUGCUUUUUUAAAAGCGAUUAUUAGGCUGUAUUAAAACCAAACGCUCUUAACUGAAUCAAUUUGAUUGUAGUAAAGACUAAACUAUGCUUCUUGUUAGAAACAAUAAAACUAAACUCAUCCCCUCUUCUUUCAUGUCCACAAUGGUCGGCCGUUUUAGAGCGACACAGUGGUGUAGUGUGUUGUAAAAAGUUGAAGUACAGUUGUAUGAAAGAAAUAAAUCGGAAGUACUUAAAAUAUCAACAAACUGGUCAAUACGGCUUAUUUUUUAAAGAAUACAACACACACAGCACUACGGCGCCUCGAUUUGAAGGUUUGACUCACAUUAAAAUUGAGUGGCAUUAUUGACAGCAACAUUAAAACUAAAUGGUUUUAAUUCCAAGGUAACCUUGCUUUUAUGUAGGAUAGAGGCUCUUCGAAAGGCAUAAAAUAAAACCAUUUGAUCUUAACAAUUCUCUGUCGAUAGACUAAAUAGUUAUAUUUGGUUUUUGGCCAUAUUGCUUUCUGGAGAUGCUGACAGCCAUGAUAGAUUACAAUAUAAGGCUUACAUAAAAAUUAUAAAUAAGCGACUUAAAGACAUAAAUUCGAUUUAUUUUAACAUUAAAACAUUAAAAUUGUAGAUAAAAUUAUUUUUCUUUCAAAUUAAUAUUUUUCGGAUUUAAAUUGUUCUAUUAUUAUUAUUUUUUAAUCGCCAAAAGUCAGAUAUUUUAGGGCGCAUGAGUUAUUUAUACGUAUUUUUGUUAACAUUAUCAAUAAAGUUGGGCGCGCAAGUGUUUUUCUACCUUGACAGUCCGAAAUAACCAAGUACUUUUUAUUAUUUUAUGGUUGCAAAUACGUAUCUACCUGUCAUAACACAUGUAAAUAUUUGUUGGCCUAUAUGGAGUAUAUGGGUUUAAAGAAUCGUUUAAUAUGGCAAAUUGUCUUUAAAAGUCUCCAUUUAAGAAACCUUUUUAAGUUUGCUAUAAAACUGCAUGAACUUAAACUGUCUUUUAACGUGGUUUUAAAAGCACCUUCACAGCAGCUUUAAAACCAGUUGCUUAGGAAAACAAAGUUUUAAAAAGAUUUUUAUUUUUGGUUUUAUUGACCUCUUUCAGUGUGGGCCCUUUUAUGCUGAAAGCGGUUUUAUUGUAACCUUAAGGUUUACUUAAAAACCAAAUGGUUUUAAUUUUAGUUUUAUUCUACAGUUUUAAAGCAUCCUUAAAAGACUUAAUAAACCCGUUCGGUGCUAUUUGGGAUGUUCUGUGAUGAACUGUUUUGCCUGUCUUUGUCCUGGUGAAUUCCUCCACCAUUCCAAAGAUUUAUAAGUUACCCACUUUCUUGUAGCCAUUCUUGUAACUGCCUUUGCAACGCCGCAGAAGGGUUCCGGUCCAACGAAUGGCGUUAAUGAGCCUCGUUUGGCCAUUUCAUCUGCUUUUUCAUUGCCCGUAUGACACUUGUGCCCCGGUACCUAGAACACCGUAACCUUGCUACGGUCGUCUAGUUUAUUUAGGGCACACACACACAGUCUCAUACUAGCUUAGAAUUGACCUCUACAGAAUUGAGUGCCGUAAGUGCUGCCUGACGGUCGGUGAAGAUGGCAAUCUGCCUUUCUAUUUGAUGCCCAUAUUUCCGCCUGAAAAAUUGUGACAUCCUAUGCAACCAUACGUCAAACAACAUCGAAUUUGUAGAAUUUAUUUUUAAAACAAGCACUAGUGAAAUUUGUGGCAAAUGUCAUUUUAAGUUUUAUUUUUUAAACCGUUCUAAAAAUUUCGUCAAACGGCUACAUAUUGGAAUAACUUUACAUGGCAGUUUUACAUGGCGCUUACUAACACGUCGAUGAGAAAAAUCAUACAACUCCCGUUGGUUUUUUAAGCUAGAGAACUAAUAAUUAAUAAAAUAUUAUUUUUGUGCAAUACGCUUAUUCCCUCCAAAUUUUAUAGGCCUGGAUCCCGCGUACCAAUAAAAAGUUUAUUAAUGUCCGACUCAUAUAUUAUUUGACAAAUAAUGACAUGGUUUCGAACUCAGUUAAGCAUGAUAUAAUGCCCUAGGGCAAUAUUUUGAAAAAUAACGCCCUAGUGUAUUAAAUUUAAAUAAAUAGUUAAAUACUGUCAGGUUGACAGAUAUCAACCUAAGUAAUACUAUGGUUACCACAAUUACAAUACGACUAUUACUAGUAAAUGUACUUAUUUGAAAACUAAUUAAUUCAAAAUCCAUUCAACUUUUUUGCAUAAAGAAUGAUUUAGUCGGUCAUUAAACGUUGAAGGCCCCACGGGUAUUAUAGAUAAUAACGCUUUCGGUCAACGUUUAUCUUUCGGGCCAAAGGCCCUCGGUAUAUACACCAUUCACCUCAAGCGUUAUUAUCCUUAUAAUACCCUUGGUACCUUAAUAACUAUAAUAGCAAGCUGAAAAUUUGUUAAUAGCUUAAUGGUGUCUAGUCGGACAAACUUUGAUGUACGGGAACACUGGAACAGGGAAAGUUUUAGUUGUGGAACAGGUUACAGGUUUAGAACGUUAGACUACGAAAACGUCCCAUAUAUUUUGUCGGGCAGAACUAUAAAUUGAUUUGUUACCCUUUCAUUAAACUCUCAUACAAAAAUCAGACUGCCAUUUAUCGCCUGUCAUAAUUCCUAUCAUUUGACAUGUUCUAGUCGGACUUAUUAAAAUGGCCCAACAUAUCAGUCGGACAAACAUUUUUCCAUAUAUUAUAUAAAGUUUGUUAUUGAAUAAACUUAACAACCAGCUAGUUUUCACAAUCAUAAUCUUGUCAGGAUGACACGUUCCACAAUUAAAGCUUCCCCUGUUCAAGUGUUCCCAUACAUCACAGUUUGUCGACUAGACAUCGUUAAGCUAUUAACAAAUUUUCAGCGUGCUAUUAAUAAACUUUUUUUUGGUACACAGGAUCCAUGCCUAUUAAUAAAAAAUCGUUUUUGUGCAAUACAUUUGUUCCUUCUUAACAACAACCAUUACAAUAUGUUUGUUUUGAAUCUGUUUUGUAAUGGUUGUUCUUAACAUCCGUUUCGUUGAUUUUUUUAUUUAGAUUUUAUCCCAAUCAGACACAUCAAUGGCCUAUACCUGAAUGUGUCUGCAGCAAGUCUUCUAGUGCCUUUUACUUGCCAUUUUGUUUUUAGUGAUACUACUUUAAUAUUAAUUUAAUGAUGAUAUUAUUUAUAUGACGAUCAUAUAAAUACGAGUAUGAUAUCAAAAGUAUUAAUACAUGACAAAUAAUUAAAGUGUUUUUUUUAAGUUUACUGUUUGGAUUUUAGCUAUAACCAAAGAUUUUUAUUGUUCUCAUUAUUACGUGAGUGCUGUAAAGAACUGAGUAGAUAUGUUAACUUUUCGAACUAUUAUUUACAGUUAUUACUAUUAUUAAGUUAAGUAUUACAUUAAUCGUUUAUAUUUUUACUUUAAUCAUUUUAUAUUUUUUACAUUAAAAUUAAAUGAAGUAUA
Diabrotica virgifera virgifera (western corn rootworm) is the source of this 23546-nucleotide messenger RNA. RefSeq lists its product as uncharacterized. Gene Ontology annotation, molecular function: RNA polymerase II transcription regulatory region sequence-specific DNA binding; chromatin insulator sequence binding; DNA-binding transcription factor activity, RNA polymerase II-specific. The coding region runs from base 282 to 15830 and encodes 5182 amino acids. The record is from RefSeq and is a predicted model, not a curated record. Lineage: Eukaryota; Metazoa; Arthropoda; Insecta; Coleoptera; Chrysomelidae. Gene Ontology annotation, cellular component: chromosome; nucleus. Gene Ontology annotation, biological process: regulation of transcription by RNA polymerase II. The transcript is spliced from 13 exons.